Messenger RNA from Tachyglossus aculeatus (Australian echidna), 1239 nucleotides. It is a transcript of the gene MAPK11, whose product is annotated as mitogen-activated protein kinase 11. The record is from RefSeq and is a predicted model, not a curated record. Gene Ontology annotation, biological process: protein phosphorylation; intracellular signal transduction. Gene Ontology annotation, cellular component: cytoplasm; nucleus. The transcript is spliced from 12 exons. Bases 91 to 1176 code for a protein of 361 amino acids. Gene Ontology annotation, molecular function: MAP kinase activity; ATP binding. NCBI's taxonomy places the organism in Eukaryota, Metazoa, Chordata, Mammalia, Monotremata, Tachyglossidae.
CAGCUCCUGCUGGACUGGGCUAAACUGGGCCGGGACUGGAGCUGGAGCCGGGGGUCGAGGGCUGGGCCGGGGGCCGGGCGGUUCCGGAAGAUGACCGAUGGCGCCGGCUUCCACAAGCAGGAGCUGAACAAGACAGUGUGGGAGGUGCCAGGCCGCUACCAGAGCCUCAGCCCGGUGGGCUCGGGUGCCUACGGUUCAGUCUGUUCGGCGUAUGACACCCAGACCCGGCAGAAAGUGGCGGUGAAGAAGCUUUCCCGCCCUUUCCAGUCCCUCGUCCACGCCAGGAGGACUUACCGCGAGCUGAGGCUGCUGAAACACAUGAAGCAUGAAAACGUCAUCGGCCUGUUGGAUGUCUUCACCCCGGCCUCCUCCAUAGAUACCUUCAAUGAAGUGUACCUGGUGACCAACCUGAUGGGAGCCGACCUAAACAACAUCGUCAAGUGCCAGAAGCUGACGGACGACCACAUCCAAUUCCUCAUCUAUCAGCUUCUCCGGGGCCUGAAGUACAUCCACUCAGCGGGGAUAAUCCACAGGGACUUGAAGCCCAGCAACCUGGCCGUGAACGAGGACUGCGAACUGCGGAUCCUGGACUUCGGCCUCGCCCGCCAGGCGGAUGACGAGAUGACCGGCUAUGUGGCUACGCGCUGGUACCGUGCCCCGGAGAUCAUGCUCAAUUGGAUGCACUACAACCAGACAGUGGACAUCUGGUCAGUUGGCUGUAUCAUGGCGGAGCUCCUGAAGGGUGAAGCGCUCUUCCCCGGCAACGACUACAUUGACCAGCUCAAGAGGAUCAUGGAGGUGGUGGGGACGCCCAGCUCGGAGCUGCUGAAGAAGAUCUCCUCAGAGCACGCCAGGAAAUACAUUGAGUCUCUGCCACAUAUGCCAGAGCAGGAUCUGAAGCGGGUGUUUCGAGGGGCCAAUCCGCUUGCUGUGGACCUCCUGGAGAAGAUGCUCGUCCUGGACAGCGAAAGGAGGGUCAGUGCGGCCGAGGCUCUGGCUCACGCUUACUUCGCCCAGUACCAGGACCCCGAGGAUGAGCCCGAGGCCGAGCCCUACGACGAGACCAUCGAGAACAAGGAGAGAACAGUGGAUGAGUGGCGAGAGCUCACGUAUGGGGAGGUGGUCAGCUUCAAGCCUCCAGACUUCAAGCUGGACACAGUGGAGAUUGAGCCGUGAGCCCUGCUGCCCUGGCUGGAGGAGGAGUAGGAGGACGGCAAGGAGGAGGAGGAGGAGGAGGAA